AUGCGCACCGAAGUUGGAAGCACCGUCGAGCGGCUCGACAGGCCAAGUGCCUACUAUAUCAGCAGAAACAAGCGCAGACGCGAUCGAGACGACAACGCAGAGGAGCCCACGGAACCCGCCGUCGAUCCUCUUGCCAACGCGACGACUCUCUACGUCGGCAACCUGUCAUUCUACACCACAGAAGAGCAGGUCCACGAGCUCUUCUCCAAGUGCGGCGAGAUCAAGCGCCUCGUCAUGGGCCUCGACCGAUUCAACAAGACCCCCUGCGGCUUCUGCUUCGUCGAAUACUACACCCACCAGGACGCCCUCGACUGCAUGAAAUACAUUGGCGGCACGAAGCUAGACGAGCGCAUCAUCCGUACAGACUUGGACCCGGGCUUCGAGGAGGGAAGACAGUUUGGCCGAGGCAAGUCUGGUGGCCAGGUCCGAGACGAGUACCGCGAGGAUUUCGACGAGGGCCGAGGAGGUAUGGGCAGAGCGCUGCAGGGCGAGAGAUCACGGAACAAUGACGACGAUAGUCGGUAA
Trichoderma gamsii is the source of this 525-nucleotide messenger RNA. RefSeq names its product nuclear cap-binding protein subunit 2. Gene Ontology annotation, biological process: mRNA cis splicing, via spliceosome. Gene Ontology annotation, molecular function: RNA cap binding. Bases 1 to 525 code for a protein of 174 amino acids. Gene Ontology annotation, cellular component: nuclear cap binding complex. NCBI's taxonomy places the organism in Eukaryota, Fungi, Ascomycota, Sordariomycetes, Hypocreales, Hypocreaceae. The record is from RefSeq and is a predicted model, not a curated record. The transcript is spliced from 3 exons.